GUAUUAUCAAGUUGUCUUGUUUGUGAGUUGUACAUACAGUUGUGUAAAUUUGUUAAAAAUAUGGUGUCAUUUUCGUUAACUGAAAUUUAAUUAAAGCAUUUCACAGUGAUUUUAUUUUAAUUUAUACAUUAAUAAAAUGUCUGACGACGAAAAGAAACCAGAUAUUCUUAAAGUGGAUCGGCCUAGGUGUUUUUUUGAUUUAUCUAUUGGAGUAAUUCCAGCUGGUCGAGUUGUAUUUGAACUAUUUAAUGAUAUUGCACCUAAAACAGCGGACAAUUUUCGAUCAUUAUGUACCGGAGAAUGUGGGUUGGGAUCAACCACAGGCAAACCUUUACAUUACAAAGGUAGUAUUAUUCAUAGGGUUGUUAAAGAUUUCAUGAUACAAGGCGGAGAUUUUUCGAAUGGAAAUGGAACUGGCGGUGAAAGUAUAUAUGGAGGCUGUUUUGCAGAUGAAACGUUUGAACUAAAUCAUAUUGAACCGUUUUUGCUUUCCAUGGCAAAUCGUGGUAAAGAUACCAAUGGUUCACAAUUUUUCAUUACAACGCAACCGGCACCUCAUCUCGACAAUGUUCACGUGGUGUUUGGCCAAGUGGUGUCAGGUAAAGAAGUUGUGCAGCAAAUUGAAUCUCUUCCUGUAGAUCGGAAUUCCAGACCAUUGCAAGAUGUUCGUAUUGCUAAAUGUGGUGAACUAAUUCGUCAAGUUAAAGUUAAGAAGAUUAAAAAGAAAAAAAAGAAGAGUGAUGAAGAACAGGAAUCUGAAAGUAAUGAAGAUUCUAGUGAGGAGAAGAAAAAGAAGAAGAAAUCGAAAAAGGAGAAAAAAAAGAAAAAAAAGAAAGAUGUAUCUUCAGAGGAGGAAGAAGGAGAAGUAAAAGAAGACGAAUUACACCCAUUAGUGUCCGUAACAAAAAUUAAUCCAGACGAAAUUCCUGAUAUUCCAUCGAAUAAGUUUUUAAUGCGAGGAGAUGGGAAAACUUCUGACAAAGACAAGAAAAACAAGGCGGAAAAUGAUUUUGCAGAUCGAAAAUCAGAUCGGCGAGGCGAUGAUAGACGGUUUAGUAAAGAUGAUCGUGGCAGAUUUACAAGUGGUUAUAAUGCAGGCGGCUGGGGAGGUCGGCGAUUUGAUCGUAGACCACCAAAAACUAAAAGUGGUCGAACUAUCAAAGGGAGAGGAGUAUUUCGGUAUCGUACUCCCUCGCGUAGCCGAAGUCGUACUCGAAGCGCAACACCACCACAUUGGAAACAAGCUCAGCAUCGAGUUAUUAAAUUAAUUGAUUUUGAAAAAAAUGAAGUUGAAAGAAAACAACGGGAAGAGGAUGGGAAGCGCCGAAGUAACAGAGACAAAUCUUCUCGACAAAAUGGCUCUGAACACCAAAGAACAUCACAUAAUGAGAAAGUGGAUUAUAACGCACUAGACUAUGAGCAUGAAGAAGGUAAAAGUAGUAAAGACGACCCUAGUAAAGUUGUUCAGUAUCCGCCACCUGGAUCAUACCGUCCAGUAUCUGGGUAUUAUGAUGAAAAUAAGGGGGACAAGGACGAAGAGGAUGGAGAGAUUGUAAAUCAAGAAAAAGAUGAAUCAGAAGAUAUUUCGGGAUCGAAUAAGAAAUCAGAAAUAAUGGCAAUGGCGUUUGGUGUUCAAAUUAAAAAUCAAGAUGAUCCAAAUUCUGAAAUUGCUGGUUUUAACAAAAAAAGUAAAAUUCAUGAAAAGUUAGAGAGUAAAUUUAAACCUAUUGACGAUAAUGAUAAUAAAAAAACAAAUGAAUCUAAAUCAGAUCGUGAUAAAGAUGGAGAGAAAGUUGAGAAAACUGAAAAAGAAAGAUUUGACCGCCAUAAAGCUGAACGUGAAACAGUUCCUGAUCGCGAUAGACGCUAUCAAUCAAACAAUUAUCGACGCUCAGAUGUUCGAAGUCAUUCAACACGUAGACCUCCAUCAAGAUCGCGCGGCCGUGAUCGAAGAUCAAGAAGUUUAGAUAGACGUCGUCGCGAUAGAGAUAGAUCAUCUGAUUUUCGUCGAAGAUCAUCCCGCGAUCGCAGGCGUGACAGAUCACGGCAAAAAUCGCGUAGAAGUCAUUCUAAAGAAAAUAGAAAACGAUCAGCGUCUCAUGAAAAACGAAAAGAGGAGGAAAAAAUACCAAAAAAAGAGGAAACCUCCGAAAAGUCUGCAGAAAAUGUUACGGAAUUACGUGACGAGGAACAAUUAGAAAAAAUUAAAAGGCGUGCAGAGCAACUUUUAUUGCUAAAAAAGAAAAUGCAAUUAGAAAUGUUGGAAAUGGAGCGGCAAAAAAAGCUGGCCGAUGAAAAGAAAAAAGAACAAGAAUUAAUUGCCGAAAAACAAAGAAAAGCAAAAGAAGAAGCUGAAAUGCUAGAAAAAGCUAAAAAAUUGAAAUUUGAAAAGGAAGAUAAACUGAAAUUAUUAGAAAAAUUGCAAGCAGUAACUGCUUUAAAAGAAGUACAUUUGAAGCAUUCUCGACGACGAUCCCGUUCGUCUAGUUCUUCUACUAGUUCGAGUAGUUCAUCAUCUCGAUCUUCAAAAGGUCGUUAUUCACGGCAAAAACGUGCUCGAUCACGCAGUAGGGGGCGAGCACGAAGACGUUCAAGUUCUUCCAGUAGUAGAUUUAGAUCAAGAAGUAGAGAUCGAUCUCGAAGAUCAAGUAGACGAAGACGUUAAGAAACGAAUGUAGUUUGUUUUAUUUUACAUUAAUUUUUAUUUUCAUUUUCAUAGUUUCCAAAUAACUGAUUUAUGUAACUGGUGUAAUUAUUGAGUAUUUGAUUGUAAAAUAAAAUUUCCCUAUAUA
This is a messenger RNA of Chrysoperla carnea, 2792 nucleotides long. RefSeq names its product peptidyl-prolyl cis-trans isomerase G (gene Moca-cyp). Gene Ontology annotation, molecular function: peptidyl-prolyl cis-trans isomerase activity. Gene Ontology annotation, biological process: protein peptidyl-prolyl isomerization. The transcript is spliced from 10 exons. The record is from RefSeq and is a predicted model, not a curated record. The coding region runs from base 137 to 2665 and encodes 842 amino acids. Gene Ontology annotation, cellular component: intracellular membrane-bounded organelle. NCBI's taxonomy places the organism in Eukaryota, Metazoa, Arthropoda, Insecta, Neuroptera, Chrysopidae.